Gigantopelta aegis is the source of this 1591-nucleotide messenger RNA. RefSeq names its product CTD small phosphatase-like protein. The transcript is spliced from 8 exons. NCBI's taxonomy places the organism in Eukaryota, Metazoa, Mollusca, Gastropoda, Neomphalida, Peltospiridae. Bases 98 to 904 code for a protein of 268 amino acids. The record is from RefSeq and is a predicted model, not a curated record. Gene Ontology annotation, molecular function: RNA polymerase II CTD heptapeptide repeat phosphatase activity.
AAGCCAUAGUCCAUGUUUUGCAAUAGGAAAUUUCUUUGGAGUAUUUUACCGCGUCGCAGCAAAAACGUCGCCGUCAGGAGGAUUAGCCAUCUUCUAAAUGGACAGUACGUCCAUUAUAACUCAAGUCAGACAAGAAGAUGAACUUCUUAACACAUUUCCCGCAUCGGAAAAAGUUUCGUCGACGGAGUCUGUGAAGAAACCUCGGAGUCGUGGGUUGUUUAGUUCGUUCUUCUGUUGUUUUGGAAACAACAAUAACAACAACAACAACAAUGCACAAAAUAACUGUCAAGUGCCUCAAACCGAGGAGAAUGGCAAUCCAAAGCCAAUGGAGAGAGCUCUACUUCCUCCAGUUCGGCACCAAGAGAUGGACAAGAAGUGUGUGGUGAUUGAUCUAGAUGAAACUCUUGUUCACAGUUCAUUUAAGCCGAUAAGCAAUGCAGACUUCAUUGUUCCAGUAGAGAUAGAUGGAACAGUACACCAGGUCUACGUUUUAAAGAGGCCUUAUGUAGAUGAAUUUCUACAAAAAAUGGGGGAGUUAUUUGAAUGUGUGUUGUUCACAGCAAGUUUAGCAAAGUAUGCAGACCCAGUGGCAGACUUGCUUGACAAGUGGGGUGUCUUCAGGUGUCGCCUUUUCCGAGAAUCAUGUGUCUUUCAUAGGGGGAACUAUGUCAAGGAUCUGAGUAGACUAGGCCGAUGUCUAGAUCAAGUGGUUAUAGUAGAUAAUUCCCCGGCUUCCUAUAUCUUCCAUCCAGACAAUGCAGUGCCCGUGUCGUCUUGGUUUGAUGACAUGUCUGAUAAAGAGCUGCUAGAACUGCUGCCUCUGUUUGAGUGUUUGUCACGAGUUGAUGACGUUUACUCCGUGCUCAAAAACACCCGAGACAGUCCGUCAGACACGCCCUCUUAGCGGCAGAGUUGGAUCGCCACAGAUGUUACUCUUUUUUUUAAGUUUGUUUUAUGCAAAUUUUAAUAUAAAAUGAAAUGUGUGAAUGCCUUGUGGUCUUGGAUGAAAAUAUUCAACUGCUGUGAAUCAUAGAAGACUCCCCCUUACAGACACAUAUAUAUAUAUAUAUAUAUAUAUAUAUAUAUAUAUAUAUAUAUAUAUAUAUAUUCCCCCUUUCCGACAUAUUAUAUUUUGUUUUUUCUGCAGGAAGGUGGUGCUUGUAGAGUAAAGGAGGAAUUUACUUACAUUAACCAAACAAAACAAAAACAAAAAUGGCCUGCUCAAUACCUCAGUGUGUUUUCUCAUUGGUUGUGAUAGAUCACAUGACUUUUAGUACAGUGAUUCACCACUUUGUGAAUGACUUGUGUUUCUGCAUGCCAGAACAUUUUAGACGGUUUGGAAUUUUUUUUUUUAAUGUUUUAUAAAAGUGGAAGAAAUUGGGCAUCAUGUCACAGAAAGAUUGAUUUCAGGCAGUGUUCUUCCCUUUUAGAGUGAUGUUUGAAGAGUAGCAGAUCAGGGGAGACAACCAGAGAAACGGGACACAGUGUUCUGAAAAUGGGGAGCAGAAUAAAUGUGUUACUAUCUGGAAAAAAGUGCAUACAGAACCAUUGAUAUAUUUACCUCUUGUAGAAAAUAUAUUAUUUGAAUUUU